AUGAACAAAAACGGAACAGCUAAAAUGAAUGAUAAUCAAAUAAGAGCCGAAGGUAGAAGGUUAUUUAAACGCUUCUAUAACAUUCCUGAUGGUGUUAAUCCUAAAACUCGUAGAAGCUAUUUAAAUGAAGCAAUAGAUGCAUAUGAAGGGUUUGACAUUUCAUCAGAAAGUGAGAGGUUAGCAAGAAUGUUAAACGUUAAUAUUGAUUUUUAUUAUUGUGACCCUCAACCAGAAGACGUAGACAUUAACAAGGUAGACUUUCCAUUAGUGGAAUCAAUAAUGAUAGAUCCAGAAUUUGAAACAGUAAAUAUUUUAUUAACACAGAGUCCAUGUGGAAAACUUCACGCUGACAGAAUAACAGACGUUGAAGCACUCACAGGAUAUAAAGUUUGCCCCUUUUGCAAAGAAGAAGUUUAUUCUAUCCGUGAUGACCCAGAAAGGAAAAACCAAAGAAGAUUUUUAAAGCAUUGUGAGAAAUGUAAAGAAAAUAAUGGAAGAUUAAUUCAAGACGUUCAAUUGCAAAACACACAACAACCAUAUGCACCACAUAUCACGAAACAGAAGAUAUAUCAAUGGCUAUUAGCUCACAAUUUGCAGGAAUAUUAUAAACCAACAAGAUAUUAUAUUACUUUUGACUUCGAAACAUUAGAGACUAAAGAAGAACUUCAACUUUCUGAAUGUGCAACUUUGAACGCUUACUUAAAACCAUUUAUGGUAUCAUCAACUGUCAAAAUAAAGCCGCAAACGGACCGAAGCGGCGAGGUCGUAGACCGUGAUAAAACAUUUACGAGGAAUUUUUGCUUAACAUCAAGUGAUUCGUUCAUCUCUGAUUGGAUUGAAUUUUUAUUUUCAACCUGUUCAUUAGUUGCUAAAUCAAAUAUUGAACAAUAUGAAGAAUUAAUGAAGCCGCAAACGGACCAAACGGCGGGGACUUUGUCCCAUACAUUAAAUGAAAAACAGAAGGAAGCAUUUAAAGAACUUCUAGAUGAGGAAUUCAAUAAAGUGAAUAUCAUAGGUUUUAAUUCGGGAAAGUUUGAUUUAAAUUUAAUUCUUCGUGAUUUAAACACUGCAAAAUGGAAAAUAAAAUCAAUGCUGGGUUCUUCUUCUCAAUUUAAGCAAAUCAUUGUAAAGAAAACAAACUGUCCAUAUGAAUUAAGAUUUAUUGACAUCAGAAAUUAUAUAGCGGGUGGAACAUUAGACCAAUUCACUCAAGAUUUCGGAAACAAUAAAUCACGUGUUAAAUCCUUUUUCCCUUAUCAAUUCAUCACAUGGGAGAAUUACGAAGAUGAAUUAUAUAAAGUGGAACCAUUCACUCAAGAUUCAUUUUAUUCAGCAUUAACUCAAGAAACAAUAUCCGAUUCAGAUUAUCAAAUAUAUCUCAAUGAUGCUAAAAAUUUUGAGAAUAGAUUAGAAUAUUUUAUUCAUUAUUGCAAUAAAGACGUUGAAAUUAUGAUUGACCCAAUUGAUAAAAUUAUUGAAGAAACAUUUGUUUAUAAAAUUGACAUGCUCCAUAAUCUUUCUUUAUCAUCGAAUGCAUCAAUGAUUCGUUACGCGUUAGCAUAUAAGAACUUCAAUCCUAACGAAACAUAUCCAGAAGAAGAAAAUGUGGAAUCAAGUUUUGAAUUAACAAAAAAGUAUUGGAAAUAUAAAAUUGAUUCAUAUAAGAAACAAGAUGAAAAAGCAGAAAGGGAUACUAAAAACAAUGUUUCAAUGGAUGACUAUCAAUACUAUCACGAUUUAAUCCUUUCAUCUAAAUGCAAAAUGUGUGGUAAAGC
This is a messenger RNA of Trichomonas vaginalis G3, 1775 nucleotides long. Its product is annotated as DNA/RNA polymerase superfamily. Gene Ontology annotation, molecular function: nucleic acid binding. The transcript has a single exon. Lineage: Eukaryota; Parabasalia; Trichomonadida; Trichomonadidae. The annotation marks the transcript as partial. The record is from RefSeq and is a predicted model, not a curated record.